Caenorhabditis elegans is the source of this 838-nucleotide messenger RNA. Lineage: Eukaryota; Metazoa; Nematoda; Chromadorea; Rhabditida; Rhabditidae. The record is from the annotation of a RefSeq genome assembly.
AUGAAUACACAAUACGCUAUUGGAAUCGAUUUAGGAACUACCUACUGCUGCGUGAGAGUUUUCAUGCACGGGAAGGUAGAAAUCAUUGCCAACGAUCAAGGAAACCGUACAACUCCAUCAUAUGUGGCUUUCACCGGCACCGAGCUUCUCAUCGGAGAUGCUGCCAAGAAUCAAGUUACCAUGAACCCACAUAACACUGUUUUUGAAGUUACACGUCUUAUUGGACGCAAUUUCGAGGAUCCAACAGUUCAGUCUGACAUAAAGCAUUGGCCAUUCAAGGUCAUCUCUGCCGAAGGAGCUAAGCCAAAAGUUCAAGUUGAGUACAGAGCAGAGAACACGAUUUUCACUCCAGAGAAGAUCUCCGCAUUGGUUUUGCUGAAGAUGAAGGAGACCGCCGAGGCCUUCCUUGGAACCACCGUUAAGGAUGCCGUUGUCACUGUCUCAGCUUACCUCAACGACUCCCAGCGUGAAGCAACCAAGGAUGCCGGAGCCAUCGCUGGACUUAACGUUCUUCGUAUCAUCAACGAGCCAACCGCUGCCGCAAUCGCUUACGGGUUUGACAAGGAGGUACACGGAGAACGCAAUGUUCUUAUCUUCGAUCUGGGAGGUGGUACCUUCGAUGUCUCCAUUCUUACCACUGAGGACGGAAUCUUCGAAGUCAAGUCUACCGCUGGCUGCGCUGAUCUCUUCACAUCCACCAUGGACUCAGUCGAGAAGUCUCUUCGUGACGCCAAGAUGGACUAGAGCCAAGUUCAUGACAUCGUCCUUGUUGGAGGAUCUACUUGUAUCCCAAAGGCCCAGAAACUGUUGUCUGACCUUUUCUCAGGAAAGGAAUUGA